Molecule: messenger RNA, 3873 nt
Organism: Adineta ricciae
Lineage: Eukaryota; Metazoa; Rotifera; Eurotatoria; Adinetida; Adinetidae
Source: the annotation of a GenBank genome assembly
AUGGUUAUGCUUGCUGAUCAUCGAAGUCGGCGAAAUCCAUUCUCACUCUCACAUACAUCUCUAAUAAACUUUACUAACAAAAUUAUUCCACUGCUUUCCGUCAUCCGACUAGUAUUACCACUUCAAUUUCAAAAUCCAUUUAUGCAGCAGAAACAAGUACCAAAUCAAUCGUUGAACAUUCCCUUCGUGAAUUUAUCGAAAUUUAAUCGUUCAUCCAGUAAUUUUUUACUCGCUACACUCGGAGCGAAAUCCUAUGGAACCAUAACUUUUCGUAGAAAUUAUUCUAAUCGUGCAAAUUUUAUUCGGAUACCUCCAGAUGCUCCGCCAACACAAGUGAGAGAACUAUUCUUUCGACAGCGGCAACAUCACAGACCAGCACUUGUGAUAUCUGUCACAGGCAGCGUUAGAGAGUAUAGUAUGAAAUCGAAACUAUUUCGAACGUUUCGUCAAGGUCUUCUCAAAGUCGCUAAGACAACUGAUGUUUGGUUAUUGACAAAUGGUAUUAGUACAAGUGUAACAAAGCUCAUAGGAGAAAUUAGCCGAACAAAUCCUGACCCAUCCCGGCCUAUUCACUUGAUUGGGAUCGCACCGUGGGGAUGUGUUUCUGGCGUUGAGCAACUCGAUGUACAUGGAGUCAAUGUCGUGUACAAUAAACCAAAGACCAAUGAGAACAAUCAGAGUUCACUGGAACGAAAUCAUGCGCAUUUUAUAUUUAUCGAUGAUGGAACGAAACAACAAUUCGGCGGCGAAGUACAAUUUCGAGGACGAUUUGAAAAAUCCAUAUCAGGCGAAUCCUGUUUUUUACAAAGUUCAACGAAGCAAAAGUCAACACACACGAGAAAUAUUCCGGUAGUUCUCAUCGUGAUCGAAGGUGGAUUUGAUACGAUUAAAAAAAUUCAUGAAACAGUGAUGAAAAAUCAAAUUCCUGUCGUGCUCUUGGAAGGAACCGGUGGCUGUUGUGAUUUAUUUGGGAAAUUCAUGCAUUUGUAUGACGAAUACGAUUCAAAUGUGACAACAAAUGAACAAACAAGUGAUCAUUCAUUGUCCGUCAAUGAGAAAACUGAAUUUGUGAAGACAAAACUUCGAGAAAAGUUGCAGAUAAACGAUUCGAAAUUAAACACAAGUUCAAGUACGGAAACAUCAAAUGCAACGGAUGGAACUGAUUACUUUCAGCUCAUCUAUGAGUGUAUUCAUACACGAAGAGUUUAUUUGAAUUUUAUCGAUUUAAAACUGCACAGUCCUACGGAAGCCGAUUUAGAUUUGGCUAUCCUUCAAGCACUUCUCAAUGUGACAUCAGAAAACGAUUCAUCAAACGUGAACAAUGAGUAUCGACGUGAACAAUUAAAUUUAGCAUUUGAAUGGAAACGAAUUGAUAUUGUGAAAAAUUUUAUUAUGAAAGAUGAAAGAGACUGGAAGACAAUUGAUGUUAGUGAUUUAUUCAUUAAAGCCCUUCAGCAAAACCAAGCAAGUUUUAUUCAAUUAUUUCUCGAUCAUGAUUUUCCAUUGGAUGAUCUCUUUCAAGAUGAUGAUAAUCGAUUAAUAGCCCUUUACGAAACUGAGAAUUAUCAAAUAACAGAUAACCUUAAUCAUCCAUUACGAUCGAUUUAUCAUGAAAUAAUUCAACCACUGAUCGGUGAUUUCUUUCAAGCUGAUGCAAUUUUUGAUUGCGACGAUUGCUCAUUGAAUGAUUCAUCAUCGAUGAUGAGUGCGCUCGAUGCCGAAAAAGAACUUUUUCUUUGGUCAGUAAUUACUGGUAAACAAGAUCUAGCGUUAUUAUUUUGGGCUCGAGGAAAGAACAAAAUCUGUGCAGCAUUGAUUGCAACAUUGCUGUACAAGAGCAAAGCACGAAAAGAAAAGGACGAGCAUUACAUUGAAUGGGCUGAUGAAUUUCAAAGUUUAGCUGUGGAAAUUCUCGAGAAGUUUUAUGUAACAAAUACAUUUGAAUGUACUCAAGCAAUUAUACGCGAAAUUCCACAAUUUGGAAAUGUUACUUGGUUGCAUUUAGCUGUUAUGGCUGAAGCGAAAUUGUUUAUUGCAGAAAAAGCAGUACAAGAUGUUCUUAGUGAUAUUUGGUAUGGUUAUAUUGAUCAUCGAGUUGGAAAUAAGAAAAUUGUUAUGACUAGCUUUCUGCUUUUCUACAGCGGAUUUCUUCCUUAUCAUAAAGAAUUAGUCGAAGGUAGUGAUAAAGCCGAUAAACAUUAUAAUUAUGACGAUGAAUUCAGUCUUUUCUCAAUACGUUCAUCACGAUCAGCAUCGAAAUCAGAAGGGUCGCCAGAUGCAGCAUGUGCAAAAUUGAUGGAUGAUAAUCUAGAUGAAGAAGAACAUUCGGUUGUUGUUCGAAAUAACAAUUCCUGGAAAAGAUUAAAGUGCUCUACCAACCAAUAUUUGAAAAAUGUUCUGAUGUUUCUUCAUGCUCCAUGUAUAAAAUAUCUGUAUAGUGUCUACUUUCAUAUGAUCUUUCUAAUGCUGUUUUCUUAUGUUAUCUUAUUUGAUUUUUUUCCAUUGUACGAUUUUGUAUCGGGCAAAUGUCUUAUAAGUUCCGAUGAUGAUGAUCCUACUACUGAAAUGUCCGUACGUCGAGUUAGAAAACGGUCGAUUCUGAAUAAGACAACCACAGAAAACCCUCGAGUACAAUAUGGUUACCAGCAGCACACUCGACCGAGCGCAACUGAAAUAGUUCUUAUUGUAUGGAUGUUCACCUUGCUUUGUGAAGAAAUUCGUCAAAUAUUUGCAAUGGAAGUUCAAUCGAUUCUUGGCAAACUGUUUGCAUAUAUCGACAUAUUCUGGAACAAACUAGAUGUAUUGGCGAUCUUAUUAUUCUUCAUUGCAUUUGUACUUCGAUUUAUCCCUGUUAGUGAAUGUUUUUGUACUGCAAGAAUUAUUCUAGCUAUUGAUUUAUCUAUUUGGUACAUACGAACGUUGGACACAUUUUCUGCAGUCAAACGUUUAGGACCAAAAUUGGUUAUGAUAGGAGAAAUGGUCUAUGAUAUGAAGUUUUAUAUGGUGAUGUUAACUGUAUUUAUCUUAGCAUAUGGUGUACCGACGUAUAGUUUAAUGUAUGGUGUAGAAAAAUUCUCAUGGCACAUACCGCGAGCAAUAAUUAAUAUAGCUUAUUGGCAAAUAUUCGGUGAAUUAACCAUCAUUGACGAGAUUGAAAGAAAUUACGAAAUUGGUGGUUAUGUUGUCUUCUUCCUUCUAAUUGCAUACAUGACUGUUGCGAGUGUUCUUUUGAUCAAUCUUCUUAUUGCCAUGUUCAGUAACACAUUUGAUCGAUUACAUAUGGACACGGAUUGUAUAUGGAAGUUCCAGCACUAUUCAUUAGUUUCGCAUUAUUUAACACGUCCGUGUCUUCCACCACCAUUGGUGAUCUUUUCGCAUAUCUACCAAAUAAGCAUCUAUUGCUUUUCACAUAUGUUCCAUAUCAAAUGGUUUGAAGAGAAAUACAUUCAACAUCAAAAUCAAGGAAAAUUUAAAAUUGUUGUGAACGAAACAUUGACGAAGAAAAUUGAAGGGAUUGAAGAUGCCAUAGGAAAUGAAGUUUAUUAUCUGUCAUUGAAAACGGAUCGCAAACAAAUUGAUCGUCAAAAUGACUUGAACGAACAACGAGUACAUUCUCCACAAGAAAUCGUUUUGAACAAAAUCAAAAUUCUCGAAAAUCAAAUUCAAACAAUAGAAAAUCAUCAAAGCAAUAUAUUGGCGGUGACGAUAUCGAAAUGCCAAAACAGCGUCGUGCUGAUUUGGAAGCCACUUGAAAAUGUUACACGUGAAUUGACAUCAAAAUAUCAUCCGAUGUGCCAACCAAUUUAUGAAAUGAGAAUAUUUUUCGGUCUGUUACUCGACUUGUAUCAUCAGAGAAAUAAACAUCAUUCUUAA